Paralichthys olivaceus (Japanese flounder) is the source of this 774-nucleotide messenger RNA. NCBI's taxonomy places the organism in Eukaryota, Metazoa, Chordata, Actinopteri, Pleuronectiformes, Paralichthyidae. The record is from RefSeq and is a predicted model, not a curated record.
AUGGAUAACGUCUCUGUGAUUAAAAUAUUUUACCUUUCAGGUUUAACUGAAUCAGUAAACUACAGGUUUAUUCUCUUCUYWCUCASUUURUUGUGUUACUGUGUCAUUUUGCUGGYAAAUMUWWCUSUUAUUGUGACCAUCAUCUCGGAUAAAAACCUCCAUGAACCAAUGUAUAUUCUGCUGUGUGUAUUUUGCAUGAAUUCACUUUAUGGAACAACAGGUUUCUUCCCCAAAUUUCUGUGGGAUCUGCUCUCUCCUGUUCAUGUCAUCUCUUAUUCUGGAUGUCUCAUUCAGGUUCAGGUACUGUACUCAUUUGCAGGCGGUGAUCUCUCCAUUCUUGCAGUGAUGGCAUAUGACAGAUAUGUGGCUAUAUGUCGACCAUUGGAAUACCACAAUAUUAUGUCCMAAARAAAUAUCCUAAAAACAUGUGUAAAUUCUAUAGAAAACAGGGCAAAGUUCAUGCAAACAUGUGUGCCACAUUUACUCUCCUUGAUCACUUUUCUUUUAACUWUAUUUUUUGACUUUAUUAAUUUGCGAUUUGGUUCAAAAUAUUUACCUCAGCACCUUCAAAACUUUGCUGAAAUAGAAUUUCUUGUCAUACCUCCCGUUAUGAAUCCUCUCAUUUAUGGUUUCAAACUGACCGAAAUUCGGAAACAUUUAUGGCGAAGAUCAGUUACAUUUCAGGGCAUUAAAGGGAUUCAAAAGAGCGAGGGCUCGAGCAUCCCCGAAAACCUUACCGUAUGCAUAACAAGACUGGAUGUCCAGAUGUUCUAA